AUGCGAGAGGGACCCAAUGUGGAGUUACGAUUUCUGAUCUCCACAAAGACUGCGGGUCUCAUCAUCGGCAAGCGUGGCGAGAACAUCAAGAAAUUGCGUGAUGAGUACUCUGUCACCAUUAAUAUCCCCGAUAGCAACGGACCCGAAAGGAUCCUUAUUCUAGACGGCGACGUAAACUCUGUCAUUGAGAUCAUGCACAGCACGCUCAAAAGGCAAGCCAUGUCGCUUCAGGAGGACUGUGUUGAUUUGCGCCUCCUCGUGCACCAAAGUCAGGCCGGAUGCAUUAUCGGUAAAAGCGGGCAGAAAAUUAAAGAGCUGCGAGAACAAUCUAUUUUAAAAACUCUCAAAGUGUAUCAAAUGUUGUGUCCCGAUUCAACUGACCGCAUCGUUCAACUGGUUGGCACCGUGGCUCACGUCAUCAGCUGCCUCCAAGCUAUCUGCGAGCUGCUGGAGGGAGCUCCAGCCAAGGGACCUCGACAAAAUUACGAUGCUCGUAGCUUCAACGAGGCGAUGGCGAUGCAAUACGGUGGCUGGUGUGGUAUGGGUAUUCCCUCGUCCGGAAGCAGCUAUGGUGCACGUCGUAGUAAUUUUGCUAAUAACAGCUAUCCGCAGAGCUCGAUGUUGGCUGCUAGUUUGUUCAGUGGAGGUGGAGCGACCCCGCGCAGCGUUACGCAGGCGGCGGUUGUGAGUCAGGCUCUCGCUUCAGGCAUUCCGCCUGCAUCUGCCGCGGCGAUGUUGGCCGCUACCGGCGGUCAGAACCAUCCUGGGGGGCCUACAUCAGGCCCUGCAGGUGAUGCAGCCACUGCGGCUGCAAUGAUGGCUGCCGGGAUGAUGCGCGGGAUUCCUGGAACUGUCAGCAUGAACAUCAUCGCGCCUACAACCACUACCCAGGUUUCCGUCAGCAACAAGAUGAUCGGUGCCAUCAUGGGUCGGGGCGGUACACGAAUCAAUCAGGUUCGAAAAGAAUCUGGUGCUGAUAUCAAAAUCAGCUCCCAAGAUCCUGGCGUGGAAGACAGAAUCAUCACCAUAACGGGCACCCCCGAACAAAUUCAGAGUGCUCAGUUUUACUUACAGCUAUGCGUGAAGCGUUUUGGUGAACAGAGUUAA
This is a messenger RNA of Echinococcus granulosus, 1107 nucleotides long. RefSeq names its product Heterogeneous nuclear ribonucleoprotein K. The transcript has 10 exons. The record is from RefSeq and is a predicted model, not a curated record. Gene Ontology annotation, cellular component: cytoplasm; nucleus. The coding region runs from base 1 to 1107 and encodes 368 amino acids. Gene Ontology annotation, biological process: regulation of transcription by RNA polymerase II; regulation of mRNA splicing, via spliceosome. Gene Ontology annotation, molecular function: mRNA binding. Lineage: Eukaryota; Metazoa; Platyhelminthes; Cestoda; Cyclophyllidea; Taeniidae.